UAGAAUUUUGAUAGCACUUCACAAUGAGUUUUAAAAACAAAGUAGUGAUUGUGACUGGAGCAAGUUCAGGCAUCGGCGCGGCCACAGCCAUAGCCUUCGCGAAGGAAGGCGCGAACGUAGUCCUCGUGGGGAGAAAUGAAACCAAACUAGCAAAAACUGAAGCGAAAUGCGCAGAAAAUGGGAAACAAGAGGGGACUCUUGUCAUCAAAGCAGACGUGUCCAAAUCCAACGACGCGAAGAGGAUUAUUUAUGAAACUAUCGGAAAAUUUGAUAAAUUAGAUAUACUUGUGAAUAAUGCAGGAAUAGUUGGAAUUACAACAGUUAUGGAUGAUAACACAAUGGAGGAGUUUGAUAGAAUCAUGAACACUAAUUUGCGCGCUGUGGUACACCUUACUAACCUGGCGGCGUCGUAUUUAAUUAAGACUAAGGGCAAUAUCGUCAACAUUUCUAGUGUGGCUGGUCAGGUAGUUUUAGAAGGUGCUUCAGCAUACAUGACUUCGAAAGCAGGACUAGACCACUACAGCCGUGGAGCUGCUAAAGAAUUUGCAAAAUUUGGCGUACGAGUAAACGUAAUUAGUCCUGGACCUGUAAUUACUGAUAUUUUGGAAACAUUGCCAGUAGAUUUGCCAGCACAGGCAAUGAGACCAACGCCGCUUAAUAGAAUCAGCGAUGCUGAAGAGAUUGCUAAUUUAGUUUUGUACCUGUCCAGUGAUAAAGCGAUCGGUAUUACGGGUUCAAUUUUUGUAACUGAUAAUGGAAUGUUGCUAAAUUGAGCAAAAACAAUAUACCUAUAUUUUUGGAAAAA
Plodia interpunctella (Indianmeal moth) is the source of this 805-nucleotide messenger RNA. Its product is annotated as 3-oxoacyl-[acyl-carrier-protein] reductase FabG-like. The record is from RefSeq and is a predicted model, not a curated record. The coding region runs from base 24 to 773 and encodes 249 amino acids. Lineage: Eukaryota; Metazoa; Arthropoda; Insecta; Lepidoptera; Pyralidae. The transcript has a single exon.